AUGCCAAGGGGCUUCCUGGUGAAGCGAACUAAACGGACUGGCGGCUCUUACCGGCUGCGCCUGGCAGAGCGAGGCUUCCCUCUGCCGGGGCCCCAGGGGGUGCCGGCCUUUCCGGGGGACGCCCCUUGCUCCACUCUGCCCAGUGCGGAGAAGGAGGCGCCCCGCGCCCCGGAGGAGCACCUGGAAAAGAGGCCGACGGAGGCAGCCUGGGAGCUGUCAGGGUCGCCCUGUCGGGCGAGUGGGGUGAGCCCCGAGGCGGGUGGACAGGGAGGCACGGAGUGGAGGGGCGAUGGCAGGGAGGGUGCCGGGCCCAGUCCCAGCCCAGCGAAGCCGGCAAGCACGGAACUGCGUCGGGCGUUUCUGGAUCGCUGCCUUAGCUCGCCCGUCUCUGCGGAGUCCUUCCCCGGGGGCACCGCAGCGGUGGCUGCUUUCUCCUGCUCGGUGGCGCCUGCAGGCGCCCCGACCCCGGGGGACCCGUUCCUGCUGCCGCUGCGGGUCCCAUUCCCGGAGCCUGCACUCCAGCCCGAGCCCACGCCUGUCGUGGCUACCCUGCCUGGCCUGAAGCGCCGUGCCAAGGGACCUCUGGGCUGUGUGUCUGGACCCAUGGCUGCGGGAAUCAAGAAGCCAAAGGCCAUGAGGAAGUUGAGCUUCGCAGACGAGGUGACCACAUCCCCUGUCCUGGGCCUGAAGAUCAAGGAGGAGGAACCCGGCGUGCCACCCCGGGGCUUGGGGGGCAACCGCACGCCGCUGGGGGAGUUCAUCUGUCAGCUGUGCAAGGAGCAGUACGCGGACCCCUUUGCGCUGGCCCAGCACCGCUGCUCCCGCAUCGUACGCGUCGAGUACCGCUGCCCCGAGUGCGACAAGGUCUUCAGCUGCCCCGCCAACCUCGCCUCUCAUCGCCGCUGGCACAAGCCACGUCCCGGGGUGGCAAACGCCACUGUCUCUGCCAACGACGGAAAGGCGCCGCCGCCAGCACCAUCGUCUUCGUCCUCGUCGUCCCCCGUCUCCGGGGUGGCCGCAUCUUUCCUGGCGGAGGGGAAGGAGAACAGCCGGGCGGAGCGGACAGUGGAUCAGCACCCACGGGCCGGGGACAGCUCCGGGCAGGAUCAGCACCUGGACAGCGCCCCGCGCCAGGGCCUGCAGCUGCUGACGCAGCCGGAGCCGCCGCUGCCCCAGAUCGCCUACCCCGAGCGGGGGCUGGGGCGCCGGGUGCUCGGGCCGGGCGGUGCUGGCGCUGGUGGCGGCUCUGAGAUCUUCGUGUGCCCCUAUUGCCACAAAAAGUUCCGUCGCCAAGCCUAUCUGCGGAAGCACUUGGGCACUCACGAGGCGGCCUCUGCUCGCACCCUCGCUCCGGGCUUCGGCUCGGAUCGCGGCGGCCCGCUCGCCUUUGCCUGCCCGUUAUGCGGGGCUCACUUCCCGUCCGCGGAUAUCCGAGAGAAGCACCGUCUCUGGCAUGCCGUCCGCGAGGAGCUGCUCCUGCCCGCUCUGGCUGGGGCUCCUGCCGAAGUGCCGGGCCCAGGCGGGGCCCCGGACGCGAGCCCGCAGCAGAUUUUCUCAUGCAAGCACUGCCCGUCCACUUUCUUUAGCUCCCCGGGGCUGACCCGGCACAUCAACAAGUGCCACCCCUCCGAAAGUCGGCAGGUAUUGCUGUUGCAGAUGCCACUGCGGCCCGGCUGUUGA
Ochotona curzoniae (black-lipped pika) is the source of this 1680-nucleotide messenger RNA. RefSeq names its product INSM transcriptional repressor 2 (gene INSM2). NCBI's taxonomy places the organism in Eukaryota, Metazoa, Chordata, Mammalia, Lagomorpha, Ochotonidae. Gene Ontology annotation, molecular function: DNA-binding transcription repressor activity, RNA polymerase II-specific; RNA polymerase II cis-regulatory region sequence-specific DNA binding. The record is from RefSeq and is a predicted model, not a curated record. The coding region runs from base 1 to 1680 and encodes 559 amino acids. Gene Ontology annotation, cellular component: nucleus; transcription repressor complex. The transcript has a single exon. Gene Ontology annotation, biological process: regulation of cell cycle process; negative regulation of transcription by RNA polymerase II; neuron differentiation.